Pararge aegeria (speckled wood butterfly) is the source of this 5764-nucleotide messenger RNA. RefSeq lists its product as uncharacterized. The record is from RefSeq and is a predicted model, not a curated record. Gene Ontology annotation, cellular component: cytoskeleton. The transcript has 14 exons. Gene Ontology annotation, biological process: signal transduction. Gene Ontology annotation, molecular function: protein binding. NCBI's taxonomy places the organism in Eukaryota, Metazoa, Arthropoda, Insecta, Lepidoptera, Nymphalidae. Bases 307 to 5427 code for a protein of 1706 amino acids.
UCGUAGUGUUACGUGGAAACGCCGAAAGAAUUUUACGUCGCGCGUAAACGAAAAUAAAAUCUCCCAUCUGUUCAAAUAUUGUGCAAGUUUUUUUUAAUACUAUACCCUAUAAACUCGGGUCAAAAUGUGUACGUUUUAUGAUCCUUGUGUCUCAACGUAGCCUAUAAUAUCUUUAUAUUUUUGUGUUUAGUGCUUGAGUGGGUUUUGUUUUUGUAUCCGUGUAUUGUGAAUGGAUUUAUUAUAACUCGAUUAUGAAGGCGUGCGCUUCGUAAAGAUAACAAAAAUGGUGCAAUGACGUGAAAAGCGAUGCUGCUUCAGCAGACUUCAUCGCCCGGUCCUAGCGGCACAGCCAGCCCCAAGCUAACCCCAAGCCGACCCAACAUCAGCCCCAAUUUUACCACCAGACUCACAGGAAGUCCCAGUUUGAGCGAUGGAGCAUCAAGUUCAAACAGCCCUCGGUUGGGUGCCAACAGUCCCAAGUUGGGUGCCAGUCCGAAGUAUGGGAGUCCUAGAAUGGGUAGUGGAAGUCCCAGAAUGGGAAGUGGGAGUCCAAGGUUUGAAGGGAGGGGGGCUCUGGAGGACGAGGUUUCGUUGGAGAGGAUACAAACGGAGCUAAAAGAAGGUUGGACGGUGCACACGGGGAGAGAUGGCCGACUUUAUUAUUGCAAUCACAUCACACGGACCGCGAGUUGGCUGCCACCAGUCGAGAACUGGCCUUCCAGAGACAGCGAGAGCACUGAUGAGGAGCUGCCUUAUGGCUGGGAGCAGGCGUUGGACAGUCGAGGGAAACCUUAUUACAUCAACCAUGUCAACAAAACGACGACGUACGUGGCGCCCGAAGGCUUCUCUUGCGAGUCUCCGCCGGCGCCACGGGACGUGGUUCUGGAGAGGGACGCUGAGCUAGGCUUCGGCUUCGUGGCUGGUUCCGAGAAACCUGUGCUAGUACGAUUCGUUACUGACAACUCGCCGAGUGUUGGAAAGCUAGAACCAGGCGAUCAAAUCCUCUGCGUCAACGGGGAAGACGUCAGCACGGCAGCACGAGAGCACGUCAUAUCAGCAGUACGUGCUUGCUCGGAGAAGGUCACGCUGCGAGUGUGCCAGCCUGCCAGGAGCGGCAACUUGACCAGGAGAUCUGCAUUUCUUUCAGCAGCAAAACGAGCAAGGCUGAGGGCCAGACCUCCAAGAGUUAGAUUCGCUGAUUCAGUGCAGUUGAAUGGGGCACCGAUGUACCCUCCCUCAGCCUUCUCCCUCGGCGAUCUUUGUCUACCGCCGAUGGCCAACGUCCUCAAAGUCUUCCUCGAGAACGGUCAGACGAAGUCUUUCAAAUACGACGCUACUACUACGGUAGCAGACGUGGUUACCAGUCUCAAGGACAAACUGUGCAUCGUCGCCGAGGAACAUUUCAGCUUAGUGGUGGAACAUGUAAAAAGUUUGAGGAGAAAUAAACUCACUUUGUUGGAUCCGAAAGAAUCUUUAGCCAGGAUUGCGGCGCGGCCGGGCUCCCACAAGAUGCGCUGCCUGUUCAGAGUCGUCUUCAUGCCCUCGUCAGCGGCUGAGCUGGCCCAACGGGACCUCGCAGCGUUGGACUACCUGUACAUGCAGUGCUGCAACGACGUGGCCCAGGACCGGUUCGCUCCGGAGCUGCAGCCCGAUGUUGCGUUGCGGCUCGCCGCGUUGCACAUUCACCAGCACGCGCUCGCACACAACCUGUCACCUGCUAAGAUAACUGUCAAAUCUGUCGAGAGAGAGUUCGGGUUCGAGCGGUUCGUGCCCGGCAGCCUGCUGGAGAGUAUGAAGCGCAAAGAGCUGCGGCGCCUGGUGGCGCACUUCCUCAAGCUCAACGCGCAGAUGACCGGCAGCCAGCGACACCUUACGCAGUUGCAGGCAAAACUUCACUACUUGGAUAUAGUUGGAGGUCUUCCUAGCUACGGCGCGAAGUGCUUUAGCAGCAGUCGCCCUGAACGCGUUCUAUUGGUUUCACCGCGUUUUGGACUUAGCCAAAUCGUGGGCAGAAAUAACUCUGUGCCUCAAUCUAUUGCAUCUUUGGAAGAAGUGGAAGGUGUUCGCGUCAAGAGCGAAUGCUCUGGUAGUGCGGAUGUUGCUAUAUUUUUACAGAGGGAUCGAGUUCUGGCGUUACUUAUGGAAGAGCGAGAUGCAACUGAAAUGCCUCUCAUCAUAGCUGGGUAUUACAGGCUAGCAACUGGCCGAGAGUUAAACAUUGAGCUUGAAAGGGAGCCUAUGACGGAAGAUAUAGCUCCGCCUUACCUGUCCCAGCACAACGUAGUUCCGUCAAAAUGGAGCUACUUGUAUUAUGAUGACGCCACGAUUCUGGGCAAAAAGCACUUCGCUAUCUUCAGUAUGCCGCCUCCAUAUCAUUCCACUCCAGAUCAGUCUAAAUCUAGUUUAGACACUAACAUGAACAGCAGUAUAGCCAACCGUAAUCACAGCAAUAACUCCAGUCCAUUAGUUGGUUAUGAAACAAAACCUGGUUUAUUGGGUCACGAUAUUCAUUUCGAGAAAUGUAAAAGGACCGAGGAAUUCAGGCUUUUUGACCCUAACGAUGCUUGUUAUCUAGACGAUGGUAUGGGCUUUGAUCUACAAAGCGUAUUAUCCAUGGAACUGUUAGAGAACGCAAGUAAUCCGCGCUUAGUAGAAGCAAAGAAUGAAGAAGUGUUAAGAAGAGUAGCAGAAAUGCAGAAACUAGUAGAAAACUCUGAACAGUAUUUGACUGAAAAUUGUGAUGUUUAUAAUGAUAUUGGUUACAAUGGUAUUUUAAGAGAUGAAUUAGUUGGAAAGGAGACUUGUGUAGAUCAUUUAGAGAGUGAUACGGAAUCGAUUAAUAGUAGAAUGUCAGCUGCUGAUGAUGCUCCGGGUAUCCUUAAACAUAGUGAUUCGUUAUUACUUUUAACUGAAACGAUCAAUCAAGGAUUGAGUGGUUUGACCGUAGCUGAAACUGAAAAAGAAUGUAAUGGUACUGAUCUAACUAAAAGGCAAACACAAGGACUGAGUGCAAUACUCAAUAACUGUGGUCUCACUGAUGCUUUAUUAGCUCUUAAUAACGAUGUUGUCUAUUCUGAAAGUGAUAAUGAUUCUUCGUAUACACCGACCAGCAGCCCUAUUCGGAAACAUCAAACUAAAGCUUCCACUAAAGCAGUUAGAACUAGUUUCGGUCUACACAGUCCAGAUGCUACGUUAGACAAUAAGGAGUCUAAUCUAAAAGAAUACCUAAAACAACUAAGAGAGAAAAGUAAUAGAGAAGAAACCGCAUCUGAAUUUCCAUUUUACUAUCAGGGAAGUAUAGUAGACAACGACGCCGAGCUUAUAGAUUUAACUUUAAUACCUCCACCACAAACUCCUGAUGAAUUAGACUGUUCAACACAAGUGCCUCAAAUUUUACCCAUAGUGCCACCAUCAUUUGCGGAUGACAAGGAUACUGAACCAAAUGAUAUACCAAGGAGUAAUGAACUAGAAGAAUUUAUAGCCAAUGUUACUAUACAACCUCCUACAGUUAAAAUAACACCAGCAAUAGAGCUUACUCCCGAAGAAAUUAUGUCGUAUAUCAUUCCACCACCGCCGGGGUCAAAUUCAUCAACUUUAGAUAGAGAUAUAGCUAGUUAUGUCAAUCAAAAUGAAAUUGUUGAAACGAAAAAUGAACAGAACAACUGCAACGAUGUAAAAACAUCCAAUGGCGAUGUUACAAGAGGAGUUUUAAGUGUGAGUGAAAUCAGAAGCAUGUUCAAUGCAAAAGGGUUAAGUGAUGCUAGAAAUAGUUUAUUAUUAAAGGAAAAAACCAAAUCUCAAACGAAAUCAGAUUCCCCUAAGUGUAAAAGAAAAAGUGUAACAGGGGAAAAGCAAACAAAUGGAAUAGCACACAUAAUAGAAUACCCGACGGUCGAAAGGAAAGGUAUGUUUUCCUGUUGCAGUAAAGAUAAAAACAAAAGUGAAGAUAGUAGUGAAGCCGAAACUGAAAAAAUCGACGGCCACAUACAAAAUUCAGAUUCAAUGCCCGACGUUUGUGAGAUAAGGCCUCCUCCUAGGAGAAAAAGUAGCGAAAUACGAAAACCACCCGAACGCCCUCCAAAAACGCCCCCAACACCCGCUCCCCGACCAAGAUCGAAUUCAUUCACAUGUCCAAAUAACGAAUUAAGCGUAGUAGAAAUUACGACUAACCAUUUCGGUACCAUGAAUAAUAGGAAACUAAACUAUAAGGUUGUAUGUGAUUUAAACGAAGGCCCAAAAAGUAUUCCCCCACAAUUACCACCUCGACCGGAAAACAGGGUUCUGUCACCUCCACCUCCAAUACUACUGCCGCCUAAAAAACCACCACUGCCUCCAGUUCCCAGCAUCGAAGUAUUACGUAUGAAAAACUUGCAAAAAUUAUCUCCAGUGCGAGCCACUGAAAGACUAGCUAGCAUUGGUUCUCCGCACUUUCAAAGAAAUCUCAGCACUUACAGAAAUCUUGAGAACGAAAACAGAUUAACUGACGACGAAUCCCAAAGCAUAAGAUCAACGCAAAAUUACAGCUCAAUGACAUUGCAGAAUAGACAUGUUCGUUCGAAUUCGGAGACAAAAAGUACUAUAUUGAAAAACAAAGAGAUGUCCACAGCUUUGUCAUUAUGCUCUCCACAAAUGAACAGACGUUUUAGCAACAGGCCUGAUAUUUUAAACGGAGCUCCAGUGGGUGAUCCUAGAAUGUUCAGUCCUCCUUUGUCCGAAAGGAAACCUUUAAGAAGGGACAGUGCUAGUUCCGCUGUUAAAGUUCAGAACCACGUGAGGUUCAAGGACGAUGUCAUUGAUGACAUACCUACACCUCCUUCGCCUCCUACGGUGAAGUUUCCGGAGUGUCCGGCCGGGAAUAAUGGGCAUGUGUCUAUAGAGAAUUUGUUGUGUAAGACGGAGGUUGCGGUAGACGGGUUGCUGCAAAGGUUGCAUCAAGUAGCUCAGAAGUGUUCGCAUCAACACGCACACGGUGGCGGUGAGGACAUCGAUGAAGCCAAAUUUCAGCGCGCUCGCAACGAGUUGACAUCCUGCGCGGUGUCGCUGGUGGGCGCUUCGCGUACGUUGGUGGGCGCUCUCGGGGCUUCCCCCGCGACGGCCCCCGCCCCCCUCGCCCCCCCCGCACCCACAGCCCUGGCCGACUGCCUCGCCCCUCUGCGACGCCUCGCUGACCUCGCUCAGGCACUUGGAAGACACACAUCCGCGCCAUUACAAACCAGAAACUUGGUCCUCCGAGUCCAUGACGUCACAGCUGCUUUCAAAGACCUAGCCGGUGCUGAAAUGGCGCACAUCAUUCACGAACACAACGCCAAAAACAGCCAAGGCCAAGACUCCAAUUCCUCAUUGGAAGGCCAAUUGGCCUUAAGAGCUGAAUGCCUUGCCAAUGUGUUGGCGACAUUGCUCAGGAGUUUGAGAGUAUUUUCUCCUUAGAAAUCACUAGUGGGUAAACCUAUAAGAGGCAGCUAAUAAAAUUAUUUCUAUUAUUAACUUUAUAAUAUGUUAUAUAAUAAAAAGCCUUAACCAGGGGCGCCAUAAUGACAAUAGAUUGGCUGUAGAUACAUUUUCAUUAGUCGAUAGUUCCGGAAAUUCCCGCAUGAUCGUAUCGACCAAUAAAAUUCACGGAAUUUCUCGCAUACGAAACGUUUUCUGUAGACCGGUCAAUAUUAAAAAUGCGAAAUUGACUGUUUAUUUCUUUAAUGUAAUAUUACCUCAACUCGAUCACUCAUAGAGGUAGCUUACAUUUUAGAAAUGGACAUGUUGAUAUUGA